Messenger RNA from Trichechus manatus latirostris (Florida manatee), 1070 nucleotides. RefSeq names its product thromboxane A2 receptor (gene TBXA2R). Gene Ontology annotation, molecular function: thromboxane receptor activity. Gene Ontology annotation, biological process: positive regulation of vasoconstriction; inflammatory response; adenylate cyclase-activating G protein-coupled receptor signaling pathway. NCBI's taxonomy places the organism in Eukaryota, Metazoa, Chordata, Mammalia, Sirenia, Trichechidae. The record is from RefSeq and is a predicted model, not a curated record. The transcript is spliced from 2 exons. The coding region runs from base 38 to 1069 and encodes 343 amino acids. Gene Ontology annotation, cellular component: plasma membrane.
GAUGGAGUGGUAACCAUCCCCGUUCAGCUCCAGCACCAUGUGGCCCAAUAACAGCUUGCUAGGGCCCUGCUUCCGGCCGACGAACAUCACGCUGGAGGAGCGGCGCCUGAUCGCCUCGCCCUGGUUCGCUGCCUCCUUCUGCCUGGUGGGCCUGGCCUCCAACCUGCUGGCCCUGAGCGUGCUGGCCGGUGCACGGCAGGGCAACUCACACGCGCGCUCCUCCUUCCUCACCUUCCUUUGCGGCCUGGUGCUCACGGACUUCCUGGGGCUGCUGGUCACUGGUGCUAUUGUCGUGUCCCGGCACGCCAUCCUCUUUGACUGGCACACCGUGGACCCCAGCUGCCUCCUCUGCCACUUCAUGGGUGUGGUCAUGAUCUUCUUUGGCCUGUGCCCGCUGCUGCUGGGGGCUGCCAUGGCCUUGGAGCGCUAUCUGGGCAUCACGCGGCCCUUCUCGCGCCCGGCCGCCUCCUCGCAGCGCCGCGCUUGGGCCAUGGUGGGGCUGGUGUGGGCCGCCGCGCUGGCGGUGGGCCUGCUGCCGCUGCUGGGCGUGGGUCGCUACACAGUGCAGUACCCUGGCUCCUGGUGCUUCCUCACACUGGGCACCGAGCCCGGCGACGUGGCCUUCGGCCUGCUGUUUGUGCUGCUCGGCAGCCUCUCCGUGGGGCUGUCCUUUCUGCUCAACACGGUCAGCGUGGCCACACUGUGCCAUGUCUACCACGGGCAGGAGGCUGCCCAGCAGCGUCCGAGGGACUGUGAGGUCGAGAUGAUGGCUCAGCUCACGGGUAUCAUGGUGGUGGCCACUGUCUGCUGGAUGCCGCUGCUGGUCUUCAUCGCGCAGACAGUGCUGCGGACCCCGCCCCUCAUGAGUCCAGCUGGGCAGCUGCCUCGAGCCACGGAGAAACAGCUGCUCAUCUACCUGCGCGUGGCCACCUGGAACCAGAUCCUGGACCCCUGGGUGUACAUCCUCUUCCGCCGCGCUGUGAUUCGGCGGCUCCAGCCGCGCCUCAGCGCUCGGGCCAGGCCUCUCUCACUGCGGCCCCAGCUCACCCAGGGCCCCAUGCUGCAGUAGG